Molecule: messenger RNA, 3041 nt
Organism: Momordica charantia (bitter melon)
Lineage: Eukaryota; Viridiplantae; Streptophyta; Magnoliopsida; Cucurbitales; Cucurbitaceae
Gene: ARF9
Product: auxin response factor 9
Biological process (GO): regulation of DNA-templated transcription; response to hormone
Cellular component (GO): nucleus
Molecular function (GO): DNA binding
Source: RefSeq, a predicted model, not a curated record
AACGGAGGUUCAUUAGAAAAUAAAAAGAAAACGAAAAAGACAAGGAGAGAGAGGGAGAGAGAGGGAGAGAGAGAGGGAGGCAGCUGAAGCAAUAAGGCACCCGUAUAAUAGGAAGCGGGGAAGGUUUUUUUGGCAUUCUCUGUAACGGCGUUUUUCCCGGAUUCCAAAGAGAAAAAACCAGAGAGAGAGAAGAAGAAGGCGAGAGGAGGAGCAAAAGAAGCAAAAGCGGUUUUUGGAGCUCAGAAAAACGGUUCUGUAACGGCAGCCAAAGGGGUAGUGGAGCUGCACAAGAGCGUUACACAACAAGAGAGAGAGAGAUUUCUUCUUCUUCUUAUUCUGCUUUGUGGUGGAAAAAAUCCCAAAAAUCAGAGACCCUCAAAAUCGCCAUUAACACACUUAAUUUUGUUCUUCCUAAUCAGAGAGUUGGGGGGGUGGGUUUGUGCCUAUUUUGCUGUUGAAACAGGGCUGAAUACUGCUUUGCCUGUUGACUUCUGAGGAGAAAGAAGAAGAAGAAGAAGAACCCUUCAAUAAUGGCUAAUCGGGGAGGAGGGGGCUCAUUUUCACCUUCAAAUGUUUCCUCUCAAGGCUGGGGAGGAGAUGAACUUUACACAGAGCUUUGGAAGGCCUCCGCUGGCCCUCUUGUGGAAGUCCCUCGCGUCCGCGAGAAGGUUUUCUACUUCCCUCAAGGCCAUAUGGAACAGUUGGAGGCAUCUACAAAUCAGGAGCUGAAUCAGAAACUUCCUUCGUUUAAUCUCCCCUCCAAAAUUCUUUGUCAAGUAGUUGAUGUUCGGCUGCUGGCAGAGCACGAAUCGGAUGAGGUUUAUGCACAAAUAACUUUAAUGCCAGAGCCAAAUUUAGAUGAACCUAUAAGUCCUGAUCCUUCCAUCCCGGAAUGUUCGAGACCGAAAGUCCAUUCGUUUUGCAAGGUUUUAACUGCUUCUGAUACCAGCACCCAUGGCGGGUUCUCUGUGCUUCGUAAACAUGCAACAGAAUGCUUGCCUCCAUUGGAUAUGACCCAACAGACCCCGACUCAGGAACUCGUCGCGAAAGAUCUUCACGGUUACGAGUGGCGAUUCAAGCAUAUUUUUAGGGGUCAGCCUCGAAGGCAUUUGCUAACGACCGGAUGGAGCACCUUUGUUACUUCUAAGAGAUUAGUUGCUGGAGAUUCUUUUGUAUUCUUGAGGGGGGAAAACGGGGAGUUGCGAGUUGGAGUGAGACGUCUUGCUCGCCAACAAAGCAGCAUGCCUUCGUCGGUGAUCUCGAGUCACAGCAUGCACCUAGGAGUGCUUGCUACUGCAUCUCAUGCCGUGUCAACUCAAACUCGCUUUGUUGUCUAUUAUAAGCCCAGGGCGAGCCAGUUUAUCGUUAGCUUGAAUAAGUACAUAGAAGCGAUGAACAAUAAGUUCUUAGUCGGGAUGAGGUUCAAGAUGAAGUUCRAGGGAGAGGAGUCUCCAGAGAGAAGGUUUUCGGGCACCAUAAUUGGAGUUGAUGAUAUGUCGCCUCACUGGCCCGAAUCAAAAUGGCGGUCAUUGAAAGUUCAAUGGGAUGAACUUGCAUCUAUUCUGCGACCUGAUAGGGUCUCACCUUGGGAGAUAGAACCUUUCGUGGCUCCUACAUCCCCGAACAUGGUGCAAUCGGUUCCAAUCAAGAAUAAAAGGCCCCGGCCCCCACUUGAAAUUCCAGAUUCUGAUAACUCGACCGUAACGACUCUACGACAUCCUGGAUCAACUCAAGCACAUGAUGAUAGAACACAGCUGACUGCUGCUGCUACUGACAUUAAAAGAUUUGAAAAUCAUGUGACAUGGCAUUACAAGCAAACGGAUGUCAGCAGCAACGGUAAUUCCAUAUCGAGGACUCCAAAUGAAGGAUCUUGGUUAACUUCCCCAAAUGCAAGUGUUUCUCAGCAUCGGUUACAGGAUUUUACAGAGGACCGCAAAAGCAAUUCUGUUUGGUCAGCUGUUUUCCCAGGAGCACCAACAGGACACUCAGGAUGUGCAACUCCACGCUCGCCAAAUCCUAAGAAUGACCAAAUACACGACCUCGGGGGAAAGGGGAGGAAAACUGAGGUGGCUUCGAGCUGUAGAUUGUUCGGGAUUGAGCUCAUUAAUCAUUCUAAGAGCUCAGUUCCAUCUGAAAGGGCAGCUGAUCAACCGAUUACCGCAGCGAACGAGAUCACUGAAAGCCAUGCCAAUACAAGCCAUGUCAAUACCUUGCUAUCAUCUAAUGCAGAGCAGAACUCAGACCUUCCAAAGGCUUCUAAAGAAAGAAAACUAGGACUUUUACAAGCACCUCCCAAAGAGAUCCAGCACAAGCAGAACAGUUCGACCAACAGCCGAAGCCGAACCAAGGUUCAAAUGCAGGGGAUGGCUGUAGGACGUGCGGUGGACCUUACAACGUUGGAAGGGUAUGGGCAACUCAUCGAUGAAUUGGAGAAGAUGUUCGAUAUCAAGGGAGAACUUCGCCCUCGUGAUAAGUGGGAGAUUGUCUUCACUGACGAUGAAGGCGAUACAAUGCUCAUGGGCGAUUACCCGUGGCAGGAGUUCUGUAACAUGGUGAGAAGAAUAUACAUAUGGUCAAGUCAGGAUGUGAAGAUGAGUUCAGGUAGCAAACUUACGAUGUCGGCAAUGGAAGGUGACGGGACGGUAAUAACCUCGGAGUCGGCCGACAGUUGAAGCCCGAAGUACGUUACUUUCUCAUAAAAGUUCAAUAUCUUUUGGGUUCGGGGACUGGAUGGGUGAGAGUUAUUCAUGUCUUCUUGUUUGUCUAUGAAAAAAACUGGUUUCAAAUUCGAUCAAAAGUAAGAAAAAGGAAAAAAAAAAAAAAAGAUCAGAGAGAUACAUCAGAAGAUAAUCUUUGGCUCAUUUUCAAAAUGCUUUUGGAGGAGAGCUGAAGAUUAAAAUUUGAAAAAAAAAAAGGAACUUUGUUGAAAUUAAUGAUGAGUGGGUUGGGAAUUGUGGAGGUUAUGGAGUGAGUAGCCUUUGCUUCUAUUCUUGUACAUAAACCCAUUUUGUCAAAUGUACAACUUUAUCUUUUAGACUCUA